This is a messenger RNA of Dissoconium aciculare CBS 342.82, 3763 nucleotides long. RefSeq names its product Peptidase, trypsin-like protein. The transcript has a single exon. Gene Ontology annotation, biological process: proteolysis. The record is from RefSeq and is a predicted model, not a curated record. NCBI's taxonomy places the organism in Eukaryota, Fungi, Ascomycota, Dothideomycetes, Mycosphaerellales, Dissoconiaceae. Gene Ontology annotation, molecular function: serine-type endopeptidase activity; protein binding. Bases 142 to 3762 code for a protein of 1206 amino acids.
CAGGCUCACGUGCUUCAUUGCGGUGAUGCGGUCCUGCCUCUUCGUCAUUCGAUUUUCCAUCAUCGUACCUUGUCCGCUGGUCGCAUCCUGAUACAGCAGUCGAUGAAAGGCUCGCAGAUGUGUGAUCACUUUCGCGUCUGAAUGCUUCGCUUGAAACCUUUCGGCCAGCCGGCUAGAAAUCCAUUGUCGCACUUCAUUGGCCUCACCAAGUCAACAUUUGUACAAUCACCGGCGGUUGGCACUCAAUUGAGUCGAGCUAUCACAUCCUCAUCACCUACACCAAUCAACUCGGCAUUCCUGUCGCCAAUAACCUCUCGAGUCCUGCGCCAUCCGAUUGUACUCAAGUCGCAAAUUCGAGUACCCGCCAGCGCUUAUUUCAGCCCAUUCCUGAGUCGCCGGCCCUUCUCCUGCACGCCUGCAUAUAAGAAUAUGGAACAGCCGGCUUCCAAGCGCAAACAACCAUCAUCCUCUCAGAACUCCGAUCGGCCUCAUAAACAAGCUCGCCGUCCUAUUACGCCGGGCAUGGAUCACGAUCUUGCGCCACGGUUGAACAACGGCGUUCACCCUUCACAAAAAGACACGCCUGAUGGGUAUUCAUCCCCAGACACUGGUUUGGAGGACGGAUCAGAAGGCUCAGUGAAUGGCGAGAAUGAAGCGGACCACUUGGCGAGUCUGGAUCUGCCAGCAGCGGAUUCGGCGGAGUGGCAGGCCAUGAUUGAAAAGGUGGUACGGAACGUCGUCAGCAUUCACUUCUGUCAGACACAUUCAUUCGACACCGACGGUGCCAUUUCUAGCGAGGCCACAGGCUUCGUCGUCGACGCAGAGCGAGGAUACAUCCUUACCAACCGUCAUGUGGUCGGUGCUGGUCCGUUCUGGGGUUAUUGUAUCUUUGACAACCAUGAAGAGUGCGAUGUCCACGCAGUCUACCGCGAUCCCGUCCACGAUUUUGGUAUUCUCCGUUUCGACCCGAAGGCGAUCAAGUAUAUGCCUCUGGCGUCUUUGGAGCUGCGGCCAGACUUGGCCAAAGUCGGUGUCGAAAUUCGGGUGGUGGGUAACGACGCAGGAGAAAAGCUGAGUAUCUUGUCGGGAGUUAUUUCGCGACUGGAUCGCAAUGCACCAGAAUACGGAGAGGGAUACAGCGAUUUCAAUACAAAUUACAUCCAAGCCGCGGCAGCCGCGUCAGGCGGAUCGUCCGGUUCACCAGUGGUCAACAUCGAUGGUUACGCUGUGGCGUUGCAAGCGGGCGGGCGUGCUGACGGGGCGGCGACGGAUUAUUUUCUGCCGCUGGACCGACCUCUCAGAGCGUUGAAAUGCAUACAGGAAGGAAGGACGAUCGAUCGCGGCACAAUACAAACCCAAUGGAUUCUCAAAGCUUUCGAUGAAUGUCGCCGUCUUGGUCUCACGUCAGAAUGGGAGGGCGAGAUCCGAAAACAAUUUCCAAAAGAGACGGGCAUGCUUGUAGCAGAGGUUGUUCUGCCAAUGGGGCCAGCGCACAAGCAUUUGGAAGAAGGCGAUGUGCUGGUAAAGGUGAAUGGCGAACUUCUCACACAAUUUAUUCCUCUAGACGACAUCCUGGACAGCAAUGCCGGCAAGAAGGUCAAGUUGAUGGUUCUUCGAGGCGGUCAACCAUUAGAAGUGGAGCUGGAUGUGGGUAACCUGCACGACAUCACACCGGAUCGCUUUGUCUCUGUGGCCGGCGCGUCAUUUCACAGCCUGUCCUACCAACAGGCACGUCUUUAUGCCGUCGCAUUGAAGGAUGCAGGCGUCUACUGUUGUGAGGCCAGCGGAUCUUUCCGCCUGGAAGGUGCUGAAAAUGGCUGGCUAAUUCAAUCCAUCGAUCAAAAGCCUACGCCUGAUCUUGAUACUUUCAUCGAGGUGAUGAAAAACAUUCCUGACCGCGCUCGAGUGGUUGUGACCUACAAGCACUUGCGCGAUAUGCACACCACGGCUACAACAAUUCUUUUCAUUGAUCGUCAUUGGCACAAGAAUAUGCGCAUGGCAGUUCGAAACGAUGAGACCGGACUGUGGGACUUCACAGACCUCAGCGAGCCCCUGCCUCCACAGCCACUAUUGCCCAAGCGGGCAAACUUUGCACAGAUGGCAGGCUCGAAACAUCCUGCAGCUGUCGACAUCAUUCGAUCCUUCGUUCGUGUCACAACGACGGUCCCAGUCAAGCUGGACGGAUUCCCACGCGCACGCAAGGUCGGCUUCGGCCUGGUGAUCGAUGCCGAACAAGGACUAGUGAUUGUUUCACGAGCGAUCGUGCCCUAUGAUAUGUGCGACAUCACAAUAACCAUUGCCGAUUCGAUCAUCAUUCCGGGCAAGAUUGUCUUUCUCCAUCCCUUGCAGAAUUAUGCCAUUGUUCAAUAUGACCCAGAAUUGGUUAACGCGCCCGUCAAGGCUGCACAGCUCUCUGAGACUCCCAUCAAACAGGGCGAAGAGACUAUCUUCUUCGGCUUCAAUCAUAAUCUUCGUGCCGUUUCUGCAAAGACAGCUGUUACCGACAUUACCACUGUGACGAUCCCUGCGAGCGCGCCUGCUCCACGCUAUCGUGCCGUAAACCUCGAUGCAAUCACUGUUGACACUCCUCUCAGCAGCGAGUGCGGCUCAGGAGUACUCGUCAGCCCUAACGGCGUCGUUCAAGCUUUAUGGCUUACAUACCUCGGCGAUCGCAGCAGCUCCGGUCGGGAUACCGAGUACCAUCUAGGCUGUGCUACACCGCCAUUGCUGCCAGUCAUUAACGCUGUUCGCGCCGGAGAGAAGCCGGAUCUUCGAAUUCUUGGUCUGGAAACACAAACGAUGCAAAUGGCCCAGUGCCGAAUUAUGGGAGUCAGUGAGGACUGGAUUGAACGAGUCGAGGCCGAAAACCCUGCUCGUCAUCAGCUUUUCAUGGUCAGGAAGGUUGACGCAUCGCCGACUGUAAAUGCAUCUGCUGCUGCGGGUACCGGUCUAGUUGACCAGGCUAUUGCUAUCAGCCGCGAGGGAGCAGAUGCCAGGAUCACGACCGUUGAGAGACCCAAAGCAUCAACAGCGGGUACCUCGUCCGACGCUACAGCUGCAUCCAAACAAAACCAGGAUGCCAUUCCUGAAGGAAAGCUAAUCGAAGGAGAUGUGCUCCUCACCCUCAACGAUAAAUUAAUCACCAAUCUUGCCGAUUUCGACAUCAUGUACACCCAGCCUCAUCUGACCGCCGUCCUCGUCCGCCAACAACAAGAACUCACCCUACGCAUCCCAACUCGCCCCACAAUCCACAAUGAAACCUCCUCCCUGCUCGUCUUCUGCGGCGCCCUCCUCCACGCCCCGCACCACGCCGUCCGCCAACAGAUCAGCAAAGCGCACUCUGAGAUCUACGUGUCCGGCCGCGGCCGCGGUUCCCCCGCCUACGCCUAUGGCCUCGCCCCGACGAACUUCAUCCUCGCGGUAAACGGCGUCCCGACGCAAACUCUGCCAGAAUUCCUCCGCGAGGUCGUCAAGAUCCCGGACAACACUUACUUCCGUCUGAAGGUCAUGACGUUUGACAAUGUGCCCUGGGUCGCGACGCUCAAGAAGAAUGAACAUUACUUCCCCACGGUGGCGUUUGAGCGUGAUGCUGAGUCUCCAGAGGGAUGGAAGAGAAGGGUGGUGAAGUUUGGAGAGGAUGAGAGUGCGGAUGGUGCUACGGAGGAUGGUGGUGAGGUUCUGAGUGCUGGGGUGGAUCAGAGUGGUGACGUUGGUGGAGGCGCCGAGGCUGAUAGAUCCUUCGCUAAGGAGGGAAGAUGGUGAU